CCUUUUGACAUAACGUAUCAAUUUAUUCAGUAAAUGUAUUUCGUUUAGCAUCAAAGAAAGUAAGUCGUGUUUUAAAUACCAAACGCUCGGUCCGGAAGUGGGCGUUUUAUAGCGGUUGAACGCUAACUAGCUUGUUAACUACUAGACUCGAGUUGCAGCAGAUACCGUUGCAUUGCAGUGCCAGGCAGGAUAGGACCGAGCAACGAAAGGAAAAGAAAGGUGCCAAUUGGGAUCGAACCUCGCCUUCAUUUUUGAUUCAGGAUGGGGAACAGAGAUGACGAGUACGAUUACUUGUUUAAAGUGGUGUUGAUCGGAGACUCUGGUGUGGGGAAGAGUAACCUAUUGUCUCGUUUCACCCGGAAUGAGUUUAACCUGGAGAGUAAGAGCACCAUCGGCGUGGAGUUUGCCACCCGCAGUAUCCAGGUGGACGGCAAGACGGUGAAGGCCCAGAUCUGGGACACGGCUGGUCAGGAGAGAUACCGGGCUAUAACCUCAGCAUAUUACCGUGGGGCGGUGGGGGCUCUGCUGGUCUAUGACAUCGCCAAGCACCUGACCUAUGAAAACGUGGCGCGUUGGCUGAAGGAGCUGAGAGACCAUGCAGACAGCAACAUCGUCAUCAUGCUGGUCGGCAACAAGAGUGACCUGCGCCACCUCAGGGCUGUGCCCACCGACGGGGCGCGGGCAUUCGCAGAGAAGAACGGCUUGUCUUUCCUGGAGACUUCCGCCCUGGACUCUACUAACGUGGAGACAUCCUUCCAGACCAUUCUGACUGAAAUCUAUCGCAUCGUGUCUCAGAAACAGAUGUCGGACCGGCAAGACAACAACAUGUCGCCUAGCAACAACGUGGUCAACAUCCAGGUGCAGCCGACGGAGAAUAAACCAAAGAUGCAGUGUUGUCAGAGCAUCACCUGACCCCUGACCCCCGACC
Molecule: messenger RNA, 928 nt
Organism: Coregonus clupeaformis (lake whitefish)
Lineage: Eukaryota; Metazoa; Chordata; Actinopteri; Salmoniformes; Salmonidae
Product: ras-related protein Rab-11A-like
Exons: 5
Coding region: 262-912 (216 amino acids)
Biological process (GO): neurotransmitter receptor transport, endosome to postsynaptic membrane; exocytosis; melanosome transport
Cellular component (GO): axon; postsynaptic recycling endosome; transport vesicle
Molecular function (GO): GTP binding; GTPase activity
Source: RefSeq, a predicted model, not a curated record